AUGGCAAGAACUGAGAACAGGUCGGGUUCGACUUCGACUCUUGCGUCGCUCGCUUUCCGCCCGGAGGUCGAAGCCGCCCCAAUCCGGUCUAGCGCGGAUCGCUGUUUGCCGGCUGCCCGAAGAGUCCUACUAUACGAGCGCAAAUUCUCGGCCAACACCUGCCAUGCCAGUUCCAGCUCACCUGCGUCCUCUGUUGCGUCGCCGUUAGGGAGUAUCACGACCGAGUUGGAUCGGAUUUCGCCGUGCUUCGAGGUGCCGGCGUCGCGGAUCACGAUUCUAGACUCCCCGGCCAACUUCUACAACACGCUCAAGGACAAAAUCAAAAAGGCUCGCAAGCGUAUCUACCUCUCAACGUUAUACAUCGGCAAGACGGAACAUGACCUGAUCGACACGUUGGACCAGGCUCUCGGGGCCAACCCCGAGCUCAAGGUCUCCAUCCUCACGGAUGCUCUACGAGGAACGCGCGAAACGCCCAACCCUUCGUGUGCAUCGCUGCUGGCUACUCUGGUUGAGAAAUACGGUACGGAUAGAGUGGAAAUUCGCAUGUUCCACACCCCCAACCUGACCGGGUUGAAGAAGAAAUGGGUGCCUCGUCGGAUCAACGAGGGCUGGGGUCUCCAGCACAUGAAGCUGUACGGCUUUGACGAGGAGAUCAUCCUGUCAGGAGCCAAUCUCUCUAGCGAAUACUUCACGAGCCGCAUAGACCGGUAUCACGUCUUCCACUCCAAGGCACUGACCGACUACUACGCCGGCAUCCACAAUGCAGUAUGCAGUCUCAGCUUCCAAGUCCUCCCGGACUCUCAAAACGCCGCUGGCUACCUCCUCAACUGGCCCGCAUCCAACGGCGCGCCUUCACCUCUCGACCAACCCGAGGACUUCAUCGCCUACUCAUCCACCGUCCUGAACCCGCUCAUCCAGCCCUCAAAGAACCAGUCCACCCUGCCCCCCAAAUCCCCCGACCAGACCUACAUCUACCCCGUCGCGCAAUUCACCUCUCUCUUCAAACCCAACGACACCUCGACCGAAUUCCCCGCCGUGACCACCAUCCUCCGUCUCCUGUCUACCUCGCCCGCCUUCUCCGGCGCCCGCUGGCUCUUCACAGCUGGCUACUUCAACAUCCACCCCGUCCUCUCCUCCCUCCUCAUCGCCAGCACCUCCACCUCCCACACCGACUCCACCACCCUAGGCACCGUCCUAACCGCCUCCCCCUGGGCCAACGGCUUCUACGGCUCCCCCGGUAUCUCCGGCAUGCUGCCGGCCGCAUACACGCACCUGUCCGCGCGGUUCCUCGACCGCGUCGCCGACGCCCAGCGCACCAACUCCAUCCAGCUGAAAGAAUGGCGCCGCGGCACUGUCGGGCAGCCCGGUGGCUGGACCUACCAUGCCAAGGGCCUCUGGAUCACCCUCCCCAAAGAGGAACACCCCAGUCUGACCUUCGUGGGGAGCAGUAACUACACGAAGCGCAGCUACAGUCUGGAUCUGGAGGUUGGGGCGCUCGUCGUCACGGGUGAUGCGGAGCUAAAGCGCAAGUUGGGCGCUGAGACAGAGCGGCUGCAGGAGGAUGCGAAGGCCAUUUCGCGGGAGGAUUUGAGGAGAACGGAGAGAAGGGUGAGUUGGAGGGUUAGGUUGGCGAUGUGGAUCGUCGAGAAGGUGGGUGGGGCGUUAUAG
Aspergillus costaricaensis CBS 115574 is the source of this 1668-nucleotide messenger RNA. RefSeq names its product CDP-diacylglycerol--glycerol-3-phosphate 3-phosphatidyltransferase. Gene Ontology annotation, molecular function: CDP-diacylglycerol-glycerol-3-phosphate 3-phosphatidyltransferase activity. Gene Ontology annotation, cellular component: mitochondrion. The coding region runs from base 1 to 1668 and encodes 555 amino acids. Lineage: Eukaryota; Fungi; Ascomycota; Eurotiomycetes; Eurotiales; Aspergillaceae. Gene Ontology annotation, biological process: cardiolipin biosynthetic process. The transcript is spliced from 4 exons. The record is from RefSeq and is a predicted model, not a curated record.